GAUCUCCCUCAGAACCUCCAAAAAGUAAUGACAACCUUCUGACACCUUGGAUUUUAGCAAAUAAGACCUAUUUUGGAGUUGACACCUGAAGAACCCUAAAAUAAUGCACUGUGUUGGUUGAAGCCACAGAAUGUGAUAAUUUGUGACGUCACUGCGGGCGCCGGAAGUGCCUUGCAGGAGAGCAGCGACAGGGCCCUUGGAGCGCUGCGUUUGCGGAGUGGCCGGGCUCCCUGGGUCGGCAACGGCUUUAGCUUUCCUCAGAAUGGCUGACAGAACAAAUGUGAUGUUGUCUGAGGGACAAUGUGACGAUGAAAGGCUUCCAGCAGAACUUGUGCCUCCUCGCAGUGACCCCAGUGAUGGCUACCAUAGAGUAGUUAAUAUUGUGCCAAAGAAACCACCACUGCUAGAACAGAAACCUCCACCGCUAGACAGACCUGCCGAAGGAGGUUACAGGAGAUACUACAGUCAUGUUGGUUACCGAGAAUAUGACCAGGGCCGCAGUUUUUCUCACGAUCGAAGUGGUCCACCUCACAGAGGAGAUGAAUCUGGCUAUCGAUGGUCAAGAGAUGAUCAUUCUGCAAGUCGACGGACUGAUUACAGGGAGAUGAGAGAUGGCUUUAGAAGAAAAAAUUUCUACGCUUCCCAUCAUAUGAGAGACCAGUCUCCUCAUAAAAGGGAUCCUCCUGUUUUUCGAGAAUCAUCUGUAGGCCGAAAGGAUUCUGCACACAGCAGAUCUGGCUCCAGUGUCAAUAGUCGAAGCUUCUCUCCAGACCGAAGCAAAACGUACUCUUUCCAUCAGUCUCAGCAUAGAAAGCCUGCGUCUGCCGGUGCCUGUUGCAAGCGGCAGAAUGAAGGAAAGCCAGAAAGAGGUAAAAAGAGACAAGUCCAGUCUUUGAAAACAUCAAGAGACACUUCACCCUCAAGUUCUUCAGCAGGUGGUUCGUCAAAGGUGUUAGAUAAACCCAGCAGGCUAACUGAAAAGGAAUUUGCUGAGGCUGUGAGCAAGUGGGCUGCUGAAAAGCUGGAGAGGUCAGACGAGAGCAGCUCGCCUGGGGUUUCUGAGUUACAGGUGCAGUAUGAGAUCCUGCAAAGGCUGUGCAUCCCUACCCUAUGUAAUGAGUCGGGAAGCAAUCCUCUCCUGGAGCUUCAGAAGCUGGCAAUUCAUCGUAUGCCAGUAGUGAACAACAAGGAGAAAAGCAUGGGCCCCCUGCCCUCUAUGACACAUGCUUCAGGACUCACCUGGGGAGACAUUAAGAUGCUUACUCAUCAAGCCGAACAAACUCUCCAAAGCACAGGAACCCCUUUCACUCCUGAAAACUUGUUUCUUUCAAUGAUAGAGCAGAUUACAUCCAGCUCCAAGGCUACACAGGCGGGACCUACAGCACUGUUAUUUACUGAGCAGCUGGAGGAGCCGGAGACCAAUGCAGGAGACAGCACAGGAUUAUUGGAAGACAGUCAGCGCAGCAGUCGCUCUAAAGCAAUAGCAGGGAAAACCGAACAGAUUGAACAGGCUUACCGACAAGACUGCAAAACUUUCGGGACGGUGGUGAAAAUGUUGAUUGAAAAAGAUCCUUCCCUAGAAAAGUCCAUACAGUUUGCACUGAGGCAGAAUUUACAUGAAAUAGGCGAGCGGUGUGCUGAAGAACUCAAGCAUUUCAUUGCAGAGUAUGAUAUGUCUACUCAAGAUUUUGGAAAGCCUUUUUAGUGCUCAAGCAAAUAAAUGUUCCUACA
Fukomys damarensis (Damara mole-rat) is the source of this 1731-nucleotide messenger RNA. Its product is annotated as periphilin-1-like. Gene Ontology annotation, biological process: protein localization to heterochromatin; negative regulation of DNA-templated transcription; negative regulation of gene expression, epigenetic. Gene Ontology annotation, cellular component: nucleoplasm. The transcript has a single exon. NCBI's taxonomy places the organism in Eukaryota, Metazoa, Chordata, Mammalia, Rodentia, Bathyergidae. The record is from RefSeq and is a predicted model, not a curated record. Bases 263 to 1705 code for a protein of 480 amino acids.